GAUAUGCUCUUAUUUAUACCAGUCAAUACCAUAUGGUAUAGACUGGUAAUAACUGACAAAUUUUUUUGUGUCCAAAAAAUAUCAAAGUGGAUAUCAUUUUGAAGAGCACAAUUAAUCUGAUCUAACUGUGCAAAAAAAUUAAAUUUCGACUUAAAAUGAGUGAGAAAUCAUCCGUUAAAGAGAAGGAAAAUUAAAUGUUUUGCGAGGAGAGAGAAGGAGGCGCUGAUGUGGUACGGUCAAAAGUCAACCUCAGCAAUACAUAGGAGAAAGUGCAAUUUUACUGUAUUGCCCUUUUCACAUUUAAUUUAAAUGAAAAAGUGUCUGACACGUGGGGACCAUAGAAGGGGUUACUGACCCAUCAGUUACUGACCCGAUCUGGACCCCUAAUGAUGGUCCGUUCGUAAGAAAAAACGGUACGGCAUGACGGCCGGCCGCCGGCGCCUGCAAGUGUCGCUCUGCCUCGUUACUUCCGGGUCCUUUUCUCUAAUCUCUCUUCCAUCCUGUUAAUCUUUGUCGUCUUCCAUUUCUAUAAUCACCAAUAAACCCAAAGUUUAGCAGAAGAAGAUCAGAUAAUACAUCAAUGUCCAUCUGAUUAGUAGUUAAAAAACAAAUUUAAACAGCUGGGAUCAGUUUCUCAAUCCCCUGCAAUCUCCCUCGUUUUCUCCGAUUCCGAAACAGUUUGCAUCCCUCAUACUUGACUACUUCCAUAUGUCCAAGUUUACAUAUAAUACGAAUCAGAACUUCACACAUCUCUCCCUCUCUCUCUCUUUCUCCCUCUUCCCGAUUCCCUCAUCUCACCCAAAAUUGGAAGUAAUCAGCGGCGGCUGGAAAAUGAACGGCGCCGGCGGGAGGUUUAGAUUGAACAAUCGGGGCGGCGGAGUGCAGCGGAAGGACAGAGAUAACGACGACCUGACACUGUUCAAGGAGUUGUAUAGACGGGAGAAGGAUCAGGCUGCAAGUCUUCUCCAGCCCAUCUCCGAUGAGUUCGAGGUUAACGCCGCGGGGACUCACCAUUCGUUCUACCGUAUCCCGUCGGGGAAGAAAGACGGAUCGCAGGGCUACGAGUUCUUCGGCGGCGGCGGACAUGGCAAAAACGAUUAUGAUUGGUUAAAAACGCCGCCGGCAACUCCCCUGUUCCCGUCUCUGGAAAUGGAAGCCAGUCGGCCGGACUUAUUGGUCCAGCGGGAGAUCACCGUCGUUCAGCCUCUGUCACGGUUUGCAGCCAGUUCGGAAUCCGGUAAGUCAAGAACAACUAGUACCACAACAAGUCCGACGACCACAACCAAAUCCUCGCCGUCGAGACCAAAGAUGCCGACCAACAGGUCAUCACUCGCUGGCCAACGACCAACCCCCAAUGUUGCACAUCCAGUAGGCAACGAAGUUGGGCCCACACUAGUCCAAUAUGGUCGACCAAAGCCCACUACAGAUCACUACGCUGGGCCAAAACUGCAGCCCAUAAUAGAGAGAGCUACCAAUACCACUACCAUUCCAUCAUCCGUCGGGAAAUCCAAUGUGAAACCGGUACAACAACCCAAAACCAGGGGAUUGUCUCCUGGAGUAAGAUCCAACAUUGCAACAGUUGCUGCCGCGGUAGCAGCCGAUCACCACUCUCGAACCACAAUUGCCAGCUCCAGGCCCGAUCGCGCUAGCUCGACUAGCCGGAUCAGGCCCAAACCGAUGCCAUUUGGGCAUCAAAAGACCUCCGCGGCCACUACUGCUGCUGUUCCUGUAAAACCGCGGAGCAGCAGCAGUAGCAGCAGGCCACGAUUAUCAUCAACAUCUACUACGACGACUAGGACGACGACGACUACCGCGACAAAUAAUGAAGGGAGCUAUGUGCACAAUCAGAAGAGCCGCGGUGGUGGUGGUACACAGGUGUUUGGGAGUAAAAUGGUGGAUAAAGUAAUGUCUGCCAGAAAAUCUUAUUCUACUACUACUUCAGGGGUUGGACAACAUCUUGAGGCAGUACAAGGAGCUAAUAGUUUGAAGCCAAAGGCUAAGCUCAGUGCUGAAGGUCUUGGUAACGGCGGCGACAAGGCCGGUAAUCCUGCCGGCGCUCCGGCUGCUGGGUUUGGACGGAUUUUGGCUCUCCGCAACAUGGAGUUAAAUCGAGAUCGGAAUAACAGGUCACAUUAUAAUCAGCAUGCCACCAGGUCUUGAUCAAACAAGAACAAGCUAGCUAGCUAGCCGGUUUGCUAUGGAGAUGAAGAGCUAUACUUUCUUUGAUUUUUCAUUCUUUAGUUUUUAUCACUUCAUGCACAUUAUUAACUUAUAAUUAUGUAUAAUUUUAAUCAGAUUGUUGAGAACUCAAGGUGAACACCGGUCAUAUGUACCCUGGUCGAUGUAUGGUUUUGUCCGUGUUUGUUUGUUAACGUAGACAAUGAAAUUAUCGAUUUUGA
Messenger RNA from Linum trigynum, 2399 nucleotides. NCBI's taxonomy places the organism in Eukaryota, Viridiplantae, Streptophyta, Magnoliopsida, Malpighiales, Linaceae. The record is from the annotation of a GenBank genome assembly.